GGCCCGGAAGCGUCUCUCCUCCCACAGGGGGCGGGGAAGGAAGAUGGCGGCGCCCAGCAGCCGGUGAGGAGAGCGGACACGGGGUUCCCGGGGAGCGGCCAGACUGAUGAAUUAUGGCCGCAUCUCCGCACACUGUCUCUUCACGCCUCCUGACAGGUUGGGUAGGAGGAUGUGUCUGGUAUCUUGAAAGAAGAGCAAUACAGGAAUCCCCUCACAAGUUCUUGCAUCUUGUCAGGAACGUCAAUAAGCAGUGGAUUACAUUUCAGCACUUUAGCUUCCUCAGACGCAUGUAUGUCACACAGCUGAACAGAAGCCACAACCAGCAAGUAAAACCCAAGCCAGAACCAGUAGCAUCUCCUUUCCUUGAAAAAACAUCUUCGGGUCAAGCCAAAGCAGAAAUAUAUGAGAUGAGACCUCUUUCACCACCCAGCCUUUCUUUGUCCAGAAAACCAAAUGAAAAGGAAUUGAUAGAACUAGAGCCGGCCUCAGAAAUUGAAGACUCAAUAAAUGUAGGGAAAGAGACAAAAGAGGAAAAGCAGUGGAAAGAGAUGAAGCUACAAGUGGAUGAAUUGCCAGGAAUUUUGGCUCGACUAUCCAAAAUCAAACUCACAGCUCUGGUAGUAAGUACCACUUCAGCUGGAUUUGCAUUGGCUCCGGGCCCUUUUGACUUGCCCUGUUUCCUGCUUACUUCUAUUGGGACAGGCCUUGCAUCCUGCGCUGCCAACUCCAUCAAUCAGUUUUUUGAGGUACCAUUUGACUCCAAUAUGAAUAGAACAAAGAACAGACCUCUGGUUCGUGGACAGAUCAGCCCAUUGUUAGCUGUGUCUUUUGCCACUUGCUGUGCUGUUCCCGGAGUUGCCAUUCUGACCUGGGGGGUGAAUCCACUCACAGGAGCCCUGGGGCUCUUCAACAUUUUCCUGUAUACCUGCUGCUACACACCACUGAAGAGGAUCAGCAUUGCUAACACAUGGGUCGGAGCCGUGGUUGGAGCCAUCCCGCCUGUCAUGGGCUGGACAGCGGCCACAGGCAGCCUCGAUGCUGGCGCGUUUCUCCUGGGAGGAAUCCUCUACUCCUGGCAGUUUCCUCAUUUCAACGCCCUGAGCUGGGGCCUCCGUGAAGACUACUCUCGGGGCGGCUACUGCAUGAUGUCGGUCACCCACCCGGGCCUGUGCCGACGCGUGGCGCUGCGCCACUGCCUGGCCCUGCUGGCGCUAUCCGUGGCAGCCCCCGUCCUGGACAUCACCACUUGGACCUUCCCCGUCAUUGCCCUCCCCAUCAAUGCCUACAUCUCCUACCUCGGCUUCCGCUUCUACGUGGACGCAGACCGCAGGAGCUCGCGGAGACUGUUCUUCUGCAGCCUGUGGCACCUGCCGCUGCUGCUACUGCUCAUGCUCACCUGCAAGCAGCGGCGCGGGGGCGGGGACCCGGGGCCUCCUCCCAGCUGAGCGCACCGGGACGCCCACAGCUCCUUUCCCUCUGCUGCCAGGAGAGCGUGUUGUGGUAAUUCUGGAUCACAAGAAGAGAAAUUGCUGGGUUUAGAACAAGAUUAUAAACGAUUUUGGUGCUCAGUGAUCACUUGACAAUUUUUUUAAGAAUAAAAGCCAAAAUACUCCCGAAAUAAGAAAUGCAUCAGCUCAGUCAGUGAAUACAAAGAAGGAAUAUUCUUCCCUUUGAGGGUCUUUCCACAUCUCUCCUCCAACCCGACCCUCCAUUCUGUUUCUGCUUCCAUACAUGGCUUCGUCUUUUGGUUCCGUCCUUACCCCGACACCACACACGCUCCCCCUGCCCGGCAGAGUGGCACUUGGUGGCCAGACAGCGUGAGCCUCAUAAUCUGCUGUCGGUAGUUCUGUGAGCUCAGGUUCCUUGAGGGUCUUGUGGCACCCCCUUCCUGGUGAUCGAGCCAGGGCCGGCAUUUUUUGGAUUUCCCCACCCCACGCAUUCUCAACCCCAGUCCUUCUAACCGUAACAAUAGCUGGGAGCCAGCUGCUGUGCACUGGGAAUGGGGAUUCCACAUGCUUGCCUAAGGAGUCUCAGGGUGGACUGCCAGCCCCUGUUCUCCCUUCACCCCCAUUGAUGUGAGCAUUUCAGAACUCCAGGGAGUCACAGGCAUCUUUGUCAUUCACCUUAACACACAUACACUGUUGGAAGCAUUUUUUUCUGAAAGGGUAGCCCUGGACUUAAUACCAGCAGCAUACGUCUGGCCCCCGUCCCAUUACUGUACCUCUGGAGACACCACUAUGGGUUACUGUACCUCUGAAGUCACUGCUGUGGGUCGCCGCUCCUCUGCUACACAGUACAGCUUUUUCAAGGCUGUAAUGAGAAGGGAUGUUAGGAAGGAGGGUGUGCUGGGCUAACCAGCCCACAUAGCUCCCAUUCAUGUCCCUUGGGUGAAAAACACAUGUCCAUGCUGUUAGCUCCUAAAUUCAGAAAUUAGCCUGCACAUGCCCAGUGGCUUUAAGAGCCAGAGCAGGGUUCUGGGAAUUCUGUGAGUUAUCCUGUGGCCAGGCAUGGCCUCAGGUACCAAACACGGUUACCUGUAGCUCUUUAGUCCUUUGUACUCCCACAGGUCUGCCCAAAGGUCUUGGAGUUAGACAGGAUGUUUUCAUUACUCAGUCCCCCAGGGCACUGCUGGUCUGUGAGGAUUCAUUGGUCGGGGUGGGAGAGUAGGAUUGAACAACAUUUAAACAGUCAAGAGCAGGCUUCCCCAAACUAUGGCCAGCCAGCCGCAUGCGACCCCCUGAG
Saimiri boliviensis boliviensis (Bolivian squirrel monkey) is the source of this 2742-nucleotide messenger RNA. It is a transcript of the gene COX10, whose product is annotated as cytochrome c oxidase assembly factor heme A:farnesyltransferase COX10. Gene Ontology annotation, biological process: heme A biosynthetic process. Gene Ontology annotation, molecular function: protoheme IX farnesyltransferase activity. The record is from RefSeq and is a predicted model, not a curated record. Gene Ontology annotation, cellular component: mitochondrion; mitochondrial membrane. NCBI's taxonomy places the organism in Eukaryota, Metazoa, Chordata, Mammalia, Primates, Cebidae.